ACUGGUUGACAAGUUUCUUGAAGAGCAUGCUUCGGUUGAAUGAUCAGCAAGUGUUGUCUAAUUUACGUAGUAAAGUCAUGACCUCAAACAUCGCGAUAGUAAUCGGUACCCUCUUCAGGGGAUGAUCGUUCAGAUUUGCGAUAAACCCUGUUGAAAUGUCACGUCAAAUAGCCUCAACGGUUACCGAAUGAAUACGGCUGAUUGCCCUGCGAGGUACUAUAGUGGGUGCAGUUUAAAAUGUAUUAGUGGUUCAGGUGCGAUGGAAGGUUUAACUGGAAAAAGGCGAAACGAUGGUGUGUCGAUGGAUUUAAACUGACAUGCCUGAAAGUAACUAGCAGGAAAAAACGUGAACCGGGGUGUAAAAAGGUUAAUUCGAACCCUAAAACUUUCCAAUCCGUCCCCGGGGUUCGCGGAGAGUAUUUUUUUCUGCUUCUUCUUCUGAAAGCAAAGUUUUUCAAGGCGUUUUACCACCCAUUGCCUUUGUCACAUUUGUAAGAACAUUCGCCCAUAUUAACGUGCGGAUUUUUCGCAAAAAAAAAAACAAAAAAAAGCGACACCACGAAUUGACGUGUUUAAGUUAAACCCGAAGCAUGUCGACUGCGAUGAAAAUUUUCACCCAUUGUUGUUUUUGUUCUACCGUUUCAUAAUCGUGGGCUGUGUUUGUCACGCUCAAUAGUGAAGUGAGUAUGUAUUGCAAACGAUCGGUAUUCGGAAAACGAUAUCGCCAAUGUCUCAACCUUCGAGUGAUCCUCCCCUUCAAGAUGACUUCGAUCCUAUUUUUCUUCGUCGUUUUCUGCGGUGGAGAGGUCUUCGGUUCGAGAAGAUUCUGGACGGAUUUUCUUGAGGAGUGGCCAACACCAGGAACCGGACCGUACUUUGACACAACGGUUCAAUCCAACGUAACAGGCCUCGUUGGAAAGACGGUACACCUUGUCUGCAAGGUGAAGAACCUCGGCAAUCGAACGGUGUCUUGGGUUCGCCAUAGAGACAUCCAUCUUCUGACCGUUGGUCGAUAUACCUAUACGAGUGAUCAGCGAUUCGAGGCACUACAUUCCCCUCACUCGGAGGAGUGGACACUCCGGAUUCGAUAUCCCCAACGCAAGGAUUCCGGACUCUACGAGUGCCAGAUAUCGACAACGCCGCCGAUGGGUCAUCCGGUUUAUCUUUCCGUCGUCGAGCCAAUCACCGAGAUUGUCGGAGGACCUGAUCUCUUUAUAAAUAAAGGAAGCACCAUUAACCUCACGUGCCACGUUAAAUUUGCCCCAGAGCCACCGCCAACUAUGAUUUGGAGCCACAAUCGUGAGGCCAUCAACUUCGACUCGCCGAGGGGAGGAAUCAGCCUGGUGACUGAAAAGGGCCCCGUGACCUCCAGUCGACUUCUCAUACAAAAAGCUAUCCUCAAUGACUCUGGUCUCUACACGUGUGCCCCUGGCAAUGCAAACCCAACUAACGUGCGGGUCCACAUUCUGAACGAAGAACACCCAGCUGCAAUGCAUCAUGGUAGUGGUGACAAAAUGGCGGCCACUCUACUUCCCGUCGUCGCGUUUCUAUGGGUAAUAUUUUAGGAUCCAUCUGCAGGGAUGUUACUUGACGAAAUAUCACAUCAAGCUUGUCCGUUUUGUGUCGACGAAAUUUAUAAGCUCCGAGGAACGAUUUUCUGAUCCUUGACUUCCGUUUGAAGGGGUGCUACGUGAGUUUUUGUUUCUUUCUUUAUCUUUUACGUGCAAUAUUGAAUGGAAGAACAGAAACUCAAAAU
Molecule: messenger RNA, 1756 nt
Organism: Diprion similis
Lineage: Eukaryota; Metazoa; Arthropoda; Insecta; Hymenoptera; Diprionidae
Product: zwei Ig domain protein zig-8-like
Exons: 6
Coding region: 687-1565 (292 amino acids)
Biological process (GO): synapse organization
Cellular component (GO): neuron projection membrane
Source: RefSeq, a predicted model, not a curated record